AUGGCGCCUUUUGCUCUCUUCACCCAUCGCAGCUUUCGACGCGGUCAAUCGACUUCGGCGUCUGAAUCUGCCACUGCUCAGCAGAAGACAGCCAUGGGUGGCAUGCCGUCCAAGGCUGCCACGAACGUCAAUGAGGCACCGCACAAGAGAUUGAGACCUCGAUCGUCAUCCAUGCAUCUUCUCAAGCGCAAUCGCGACCCUUCUGGACACCCUCCGGCACGCACUCCGACAGUCACCCAACCUCUGGCCAGUGCGGAUACGACGACCAUCGAAGUCUCCGAGUCAGAAGCAGAUUAUACCGGAAUAUCUCUUGCACGCCGCUCAGACUCGCAGUCGACCGUCAAGACACUCAGCGAUUCUGUCCACUCCAAUCGCUACGAACCCGCCAAACAUGACAGCUUUGAGUCGGAUGCCAGUUCAACAAGAACAGCUACUCGCGUGACCCGACCAUCCGAGGCACUUCUAGUCCUUGGUGCAGACGACGAACCAAACGGCAUGAGCACGCCUGUACCACCUCACUUACCCAAGACACCUCAGAUCCAACUUCCUACUCCUCCAUUCUUGACUGAAGACAGCCCUACCAAGUAUGGUUUGCGCGUGACUCACUCUCCCUCGCCCGAUCGUUCCAUGGUAGCCAAGCAACGACAGAAAAUGACGGGUGCUAGACUUUUUGUGGUAUGUGACACUGUCAUCCGUUUCUUUCUUGCACAACCACUGACNACAGACUUAAAGCAUGCCGCUACUCAGCAAAGGUCCACAACCCUGACACUGCCAAUCGACCAAGCAAGGUUGGGUGCCACAGACCCUACACAAUCAUUCGCCCACAGUUCGCCGUCUCUGCCCAUGUCCGACAGAACGAAAUUCAUGCGUGAUCAGUCAAACUCAUUGCCAAGUCGUAAACUUCAAAUCAAGCCCAACCAGCCCUUCAAAGAUGCACCUCAAGAACAUGUCGCCCACGCACUCCCACUACGAACUUCGCAAAAGACAUGCUAUCGAGAGCACGACAUUUGGCAGCGUAUGGGCUCCAACUACAGAUAUCCAGUCACAUGUGCCAUCUGCGAUGGGUACGAGCCGCCUGGCGACGACUUCAUGACCUGCUUAUGGUGUGAGGUUCACGUUUGUGGACAGUGCUACGCGGCAUUUGUGAAGAAUGGAUUGGCGGGCAUGAUGGAAAGACAGCGCAAAAGAUGA
Molecule: messenger RNA, 1191 nt
Organism: Aureobasidium vineae
Lineage: Eukaryota; Fungi; Ascomycota; Dothideomycetes; Dothideales; Saccotheciaceae
Source: the annotation of a GenBank genome assembly